UUUUAUGUUGACUCACUAUAGCAACAGUGUUUACUGCCAGUUGUGGUGUUUUUUUUUCUGCAUUUGUCUGAUGUAGAACUCUUAACAACUAACAAUCGUCGGAAGGUGGAUAGUAGGCUUAUGUGUUCAUAUAACACAGUGUGAUGUGAAGUAACAAACAAGUCAACAAAAGCACGUUUAAACAACUUCCAGAUCCAUCCCCUGAUGACGACGGAGGAGAAUCCCAGACUACAGCACGCUGGUUCAAUCCGAGGGCUACAUGUGUUUGUAACGGGUGGGGAUAAUUUGAAAUGAUCAGCCCGAAAUUUAGAUGUUGGACAUUGUUCCUACCAUUGUUGGCUUUUAUUUCAUCAGGAAAAGCCGAGUGUACGAAACCUAAGCUGGAGGGCAACGUCGUCUUAACUGAUGAGGCGAAUCUGAAGAAUGAAUUCCUAGAUGAAUCUGAUGUUACUCUUGAGUGUGCCAAUGGAUACGUCCUGGAUCACGGAUCAGAUAGAAUCACAUGUAUGGGAGGGACGUGGAGCAAACAAGAAUUAAUAUGCAAAAAGAAAGACUGUGGUAUGCCUAGACCUGUGGCCAAUAUGCAAUAUGGCAUCCCUAAUGGAACAUUGUUUGGUGCAUUCAUCAAGCCAUAUUGUGACAGAGGAUAUGAUCUUCAGGGUUCAAGCUAUAGGCAAUGUCUUGCAAAUGGCUGGACUGGAAGGUCAAUGUGUUUCUUGAAAAAAUGUGCCAAGCCUACCGAGAUUCAUAAUGGUAUGAUAAUCAACCAUUCAAACAAGGAAUUGCCAGAUUUUCAAGAUGUUAUUCAAUACUCCUGUCAUGAAAACUAUAUUCUUGAAGGCAACAGUUCCAUUGUUUGCCAGGAAAAUGGUGAAUAUAGCUCCCCACCACCCCAGUGCAGAGGUAAAAGAGAACCAGCCAGUGAGCCAACAGAAUCCACCCCCAGCAACUUUUAUACCAACAGCACUCUACCCAGAUUAGGAAAUGAAUCUGAUUUGAGGGAAUUGGAGUCAACCGAAUCUACACUAACUGAAUCUACAACCAGCAACCUCAGCGCCAUCAGUACCCCACCUGAAUCACAGGGAAUGGUGGAAGAAGCGUCCUUUGGUCAAUUUCUAACAGAAGUUUUUGGGAUUGUAUUUGGCAUUUUAAUAUUACCGUCUUGUGUCUUUCUGGAAUAUCAGUUAUGCAGUGGCCAUAACUGUGUAGGUCCAGGCAUCCUGUAUGCUAUUUAUCGCCAUCUUAAACGGAAAGGAUCAUAUGACACUGGAGAAGCGCUGAGGACAAAAGAAGAAUUAUUGCAAAAACACAGUCUCUAAAUCCAGUGCCCAAUCAAGGACAUGUAACCAGACUGCUCCUGCCUGCUCAUCUCAUCAUGCUUCCAUGAGGACACAGUAUUUCAGGAGUCGCUAAUGUAUAAGCAUAUAAUCUCCCUAUACUGACCAAAACAUUAAAUUACAUAUAGAUAUUUAUUUCCACAUGUCUGUUUUAUACAUGCUUUUUAUAACAUGACAUAAAAAGAUAGUAGAUUUUCAGUUAGAAGGAAGCAGUUUCCUAGAGUGCUCAACUGGAAUUUCCAAAAUACUGCAUGUGCUCUCUGGAAAUCCUCCAUCUUAUCAAAAGACAUUUCUUCAAACGGAGCUCUGGCUCUGUUUCUGUCAGUGAAGCUUUCCUUGCACGCCUAGUUAACCAGGGGAAACAGGAAAAUAAAAUCAGGUGGUCACCCUUUGCCCUUUGAGAAGUGGCUCUGGAUCAGGCCUAAAUGUAGUAUUUCAGGGCAGUGUUGUGAGUACAAACUCAAAUUGUUUUCCUCUGUGGCAGCUUUCACAAGCGAAUAGCUGAAGUUAACAUUCCCAGAAGGGCUUUUAUUCCACCCCUCAUGUGAACCCUGGUGGGCUGAAGUAGAGCUGCGCUUUGUGAGGUGCUGCUGAUUGCAGUUGCCAGGACAAUGCCAGUGUCUGAUGCAGGAAACCAACGCCAGCUGCAUCAUUUGGCAAGAGAAAAUAAAUAUCUUGCUAAUCUAGACAUUGUAGUAUUCAGACAGUCCAAAUGACUAAAGUACUAAGAGCAAAGAUUCAGAAUGUCACAUUCACACAUCUAAGUGUAAAGCUUUUCAAGUAGUCUGUAGCUAAUAAGGCAUUCAAUGGAGUAAUAAUCUUAUGAAAUAUUUUCUAAUAAAACUGUUAAUACAA
This is a messenger RNA of Electrophorus electricus (electric eel), 2192 nucleotides long. The record is from RefSeq and is a predicted model, not a curated record. NCBI's taxonomy places the organism in Eukaryota, Metazoa, Chordata, Actinopteri, Gymnotiformes, Gymnotidae.